GGUCCACUUUUCAUGCAAAAGAUAAAGUGAAAGAGGCCUGCUGUAAAACACUAUCUGACCUGAAUCUGGAAUAUGUGGACCUCUACCUUAUUCACUGGCCAAUGGGAUUCAAGGCUGGUGAUGAGAAUUUUCCUUUGGAUGAGAAUGAUUUGAUAAUACCAAGUGACACCGAUUUUCUUGACACUUGGGAGGCAAUGGAAGAUUUAGUUGAUGAAAAAUUGGUUAAAGCUAUAGGAGUAUCCAACUUUAAUCAAGAUCAGAUUGACCGGAUCUUGAAGAAACCAACUUUGAAAUACAAACCUGCAGUUAACCAGAUUGAAUGCCACCCUUACCUGACUCAAGAAGAUCUGAUCGCCUAUUGCCAUUCAAACGACAUUGUUGUGACUGCCUAUAGCCCACUGGGAUCUCCAGCUAGACCAUGGAUAAAAAAAGAUGACCCUAUACUUCUCCAGGAUCCUAAACUCAAGCGUAUAGCAUGUCAGCAUGGUAAAUCAACAGCACAAGUCUUGAUCCGUUUUCAGAUUCAGAGAGGUUUGGUUGUAAUUCCAAAGUCUGUUACCAAAAAGCGCAUUUGGGAAAACUUUAAGGUUUUUGAUUUUAAGUUGAGUGAUGAGGAAAUGAAGACUAUCCUUUUGUUCAACAGGAACUGGAGAUGCUGCCCAUUUCAUUGGUGUAUUAAUCACAAGGACUACCCGUUCAAAUAAACUUUUAAACGUGUACUUCAAGUGGAACAUCCUGGUCACGUGUUUGAAAAUUUGUGGCUUCUCUAUUUAUAGACGUAAACAGUAGAAUUAAUUACUAGGGAUCUAAAAUACUCCAUUUUUAAAAAACUGUAUACUAGCAUGAUUUACAUCCAUGGUGAACAACUGAAGUAUUACAUCUCUGUAACUGUACUUUGAUAUAUUUUAGAAGUUACUUGUUCUUAUUAUGUUCAUAAUGCAGACAAACAUUUUAGAAUGUAAUGUUGCAAUUCUGCUUGGGUGCCUCAUUGUGUUGCUCUGCAAAUCUGGGAAUUGCAGUCACAUUGCUCACAAUUUCCUGGUGUGAAUGGUUGGAGGGUGAAACUCAUGCUGGUGACAUCAGCUUGGAGCAUUGACCUUCUGUUCUAAUUUGUGAAGCACAGCAAUCUUCUUGAUUUGUGUUAUAUGUCUUUGUUUAUCACUUAUAAGCCCAAUAAUAAAUAUAAAGGACAAAGAUUGAAAUAAACUUAUUAUUGGCCCAAAGACAGCAUUACAUUGAGCAGAGCUUUGUCAUUGUGUCAAGGCAGAAACCAAUUCCAUAUUGCACCUUAGUGGACAGAAUAAUUAAUUUAAAAAUUAGUUAGAAUAAGUCAGGAUUCUUCUAAUCUUUGAAUAUUGGAUAACUAAAUAGUCAUAAUAUAGAAAUAGGAACUGCUGGAAAGACUCAGCUGGUCAGGCUGCAUUUGUGGAAAGAAAUACAGUUUAUGCCUGAGUCUAAUAUAACUCCUUUUUGGAACUUGAAUAAGAGACUGAUUCAGUUUCAAAGUGAUGGAGAUAUUAGCUGGAGAGCAGGGUUUUGAUAAGGACUGAAGGCUGUGGGCUUAAUUUUGCUGGCCCAGUUGGUGUAGGUGGCACCAGGCUGAAAAUUAGGGCAGGGUCACAUUUUAAAGAGAUACCUGAUCCAUUCCCACCUUUGAGGGAAAUUCCCAGGGACAGACAUAGGGAUUAAAAUCACAGAUCACUCCAAUGACACAGUCAGUAGCCCCAAAUAAGCACUUCUGUCCAAUGUUUACAGGAUUUUCCUGACAUUAGAUCAGCAGAACCUGACUGUUCUUGAUAUGAUUUUCUACUCUGGAGUUGUGGGUGCUGAGAUGACCUAAAGUGCAAUGUAGGAUCUACACAUCCUAACACAUGUGGGGUUUGAAGAGGAAUUGGGUAGGAUGUUUGGAUUUCCUCAUGUUCCUUCUAUUGUUUGCAUUUGAUCUCCUCCUGGACUUUUCGUGGAUGCUUGAGAUAGCUGACAACUUCAUGAAAGUUUCUGAAUUUAAGCAGUCCAAGGUUCCUUGAUGUGCUCCAUUCAACAAUACUGACUGUUUCUGUAUCCUUGAUGAGAGCCAUUUAGUUCUUAGCUCUCAAUGGGAUAGGUCAUUGCUUGUGUACAUUUUGAACUAUAAUUUAACUCAAGUCCCAUUGUCUGUUGCCUGAAUGGUUAAAGUGCAAUGUGGUGAGUAUCUCUCUUUACAGAGGCAGCAACUUUCCUGGCAUAUACUGAUGCUUGUUUCCAGGUUUGACUUGGGGCAUGCAAUCUACACUCCGUCUCUGAGUCUCUCCAACAUCUCUGGUGUCUUCUCAAUCAAGUCUGACUCAAUUGCAGACUUUAUGACCUUCUAUUUCAAAUUUGCCAUGAGUUUUGGCCACUGAAAACUAUUACUUAUUAAUUCAAAUGUGCUGAGGGUUGUGGCUUGGAAAAUGAUAUUAUUCUGAUUGACUUAGGUGGAGCUAAAUUCUAUUGGCUCAAGGUGUAGUAGGUAAGGCAUCUGAACUUAGGGCUUGGAUUAGUACCUGGGAGAAUGAUGUUAUUGAUAUCACUGAGACUUGGUCGAGGGAAGGGCAUGCUGGGUAACUAAAUAUCACAGGAUAUUGAUGCUGCAGGUGGGAUAGAGAGGAAGGUAAAUGGGGUGGAGGAGUUGUUGGUCAGAGAGGAUAUCCACAGCUGUGCUGAAGGAGGGUAUUAUGGAGCACUUGAUCAGUGAGGCAAUAUUGGCAGAGUUCAGAAAUAUCCCCAAGUGCUGGGGCUGUACUACAGGUAAUCCCAACAGCGAGCUUGAGAUAGAGGUACAAAUAUGUGUGCAGUUUUGGUCGCCAUA
This is a messenger RNA of Chiloscyllium plagiosum (whitespotted bambooshark), 2827 nucleotides long. NCBI's taxonomy places the organism in Eukaryota, Metazoa, Chordata, Chondrichthyes, Orectolobiformes, Hemiscylliidae. The record is from RefSeq and is a predicted model, not a curated record.